CUAUUUUGCUAGCCUCCAACCUACGAGCGAUGGCCUCCAGCCUAGUAGCGAUGGCCUCCAUCCCAUGGCUUUGAAGUCGUUCCAUGUGCUUUGAUGUCGUUCCAUGCUGCGGAGCUGGAGCUUUACGGCGACUACUACGCUCGGCUGGGCGGCGAGGGCAUUACAGUUGAUGUCUUGGCACCUUUCCUGGCGCAGAGCGGCCUGCCCAGAGAAACGUUGUCAGAAAUUUGGUCCCUGACCUUCGGCGAAGUCUUUAGCUCCGUGGACUUCGAUCGCUUCUGUGCAGCUCUGCGGCUGGUGGCACAUGCCCAGGCUGGAGCUGGAGUAAGUCCAGUGCUGCUGGAGCAGGAGCCUUUGUAUCCGCCGACCUUCGAAGCUGCAGAUACGUUUGGUGAUGUUCAAGGUGGACACCUUGACACUGAGAACCAGCUGUAUGAGGGCUACUUUCACCAAGCGAAUUCAACUGCUUGGGACGCAGAUGGAAGUGCUCCCACGAGCUUCGGAACUGCAGAGCAGAUGGAAUGGCCUGCAGACCCCCCAGAUCCCUUCCAGACGCAGGCCCAGCUCUCUGAAGCUCAGCUCCCCGAAGCCCAGCUCUCCGAAGCUCAGCUCCCCAAAGCUCGUCUUGAAGAACAGGAUGAUCCCUUCGCGACUCGAAAACUUGAGAUUGAGACAGAGUCCAGAGCAAGCAAGGACAAGGACGACGAGAUGCACAGCAAGGAGCUUGACUUUGCAGUCGAAGAUUUUUCACCAGCGCUGCCGGUCGCACCGCCUCAACCGAUCGAACAUCUUAUUGCUGUAAUGGAGCAUGAGACGUGGCUGCUAAAGCGCUUGCGCCUAGAUGAUGAUGAAAGGAAUGAGGAGAUUCUAAGACUGGAGAAGGCAUGCCGAGAAGAAGAGAAGGCCUUGGCAAAGACCAAGGGCGAAAUCCAGCAGAGCAACACCGAACGGCGACAUCUUCAGCAGCAGCUCGAUACCUCUCAGAACCAAUUGGUGGAGCUUCGCAUGGAGUAUGACAUGCUCCGGCGGGAGAGCGUCUUCCUGCAGCACGAUCAGAGCAGCCAUGCAGCAGAGGUGCUGUUCUUGCAGCGGCUCCUGGAAGAGUACCAGCGGGAUUCCAAGGUGCUGGAGAGAUCCAUCUCACUGCUGGGAAAUGCGACCUUCGGACUGGAGGGCCAAAGCCGUGCCCUCCAACAAGCGACCUUGAACUUGGAGCAGCAGGCCAAUGCUGAAGCCAUGGGCUUAGAGAAGGACAUGCUGGAGCUUCAAGCCGUGCGGCAGGCGUUGGAUUCCAUGACCACCGCCGGACUUCCAGGCUCUCAGUCUGGUGGAGGUUCGAGCCAUCACUGGAGCUCAGGAGGCAUGUCCCUCUUUGACACCAAGCCUUUGUCCUUCGAGCGGGGCGUUCCGAAGCUGAUCAGAGAAGGGGUCUGAUGCAGACAUGGCACUUUGCGAGACGUCACGCUUGUCGUGUGAAAGUGGGGACAAAGAUGACAAAGAACAUCUGUCCCCACCUCCGAGUCAAUUGGCAAAAAGCUUCUGUGCAUAUGCAAAGUAUUGUUUCGUCCCACGAAAUCACUAUUGCUUUCAAGAUACCACCACAAGCAAGUUGUUUGCUCAAAGGUAGCAGACUUAGGCUUGGUGGAUUAAAGAGUCAUGAGUCGGAAGCCAUACUGUACCAACACAGACUUCACAGGCGUCAUGAUGGCCUGGCUGCCAGGCCUACUUUGUCCGCGCCUAAACUAAUUCUGGCCAAUGCGUGAAGGUUGUGGGCUCAAAUUAUUUGAUCCGACAACCUUGAUGCAUUGGCCAGGUUUUGUGUGGCUCGAAAGAGCCAUCCUGGCUAGUUGCAGCUCUACUUUACUUAAGAGUAAGAUUGAGUAAUACCCUUUGCCAGGCUUGGCAAUUGGAAUGUCGCCCGUGCUCCGUCUUUGUCCAUGGACAGGCCUUGGUCGACAAACACGGAGCAACGGAUCAGGUGGUCCCGGACCAGUCAUUCCGGACCAGUGCAUCAUCAAUCAUCGGUUUUUCCAACAACAUCAGCAUGGC
Molecule: messenger RNA, 2049 nt
Organism: Durusdinium trenchii
Lineage: Eukaryota; Dinophyceae; Suessiales; Symbiodiniaceae
Source: the annotation of a GenBank genome assembly